CACUUGCUCUAUUUACCUCCCAGAGAUGAAAGAAAAAGUGUUUACCUUGGGUAAGACUGUCUGUAACGGAGCUGUGAUUUUCUAAUCUAUAAAAUGGGGGAAUUUUAAUUCCUUUUUUGUUUAAAAUGAUGACAAGAGUUUCUAGGAAUGUUUUUCCCUUUGCAGUUCUCAUCAUAUGAAACAUUUUUUUCCCCCUUAACCAGGCAGUUGCAGUGGUGCAGAAUGGCAGACCUCAGUCUUGCAGAUGCAUUAACAGAGCCACCUCCAGAAAUUGAGGAAGAGAUAAAACGGGACUUUAUUGCCACACUGGAGGCAGAGGCCUUUGAUGAUGUUGUGGGAGAAACUGUUGGAAAAACAGACUAUAUUCCUCUACUGGAUGUUGAUGAGAAAACCGGGAAUUCGGAGUCGAAGAAGAAACCAUGCUCAGACACUAGCCAGGCUGAAGGUACUUCAUCUUCUCAAGCAACAGUGCUUGCCAACGGUGACCACGGAAUAGAAGGGAAUGAUGCCACUGGGUCUCCAACUGAAUUCCUUGAAGAGAAAAUGGCCUACCAGGGAUAUCAGAACAGCCAGAACUGGCCAGAAAAUACAAACUUUUGCUUUGAACCCGAGCAAGUGGUGAAUCCUAUCCAGACUGAUCCCUUUAAGAUGCACCAUGAUGACAGCCUGGAAGAUUUGCUCUUUCUCCCCAGUGGAACAACCAGUGCUUCAGCAUCUGCAGAACAAAAUGACCCCCUGAAAGACAGUUAUGGUGUGUUUCCCUGUGACACAUUUGCUCCUGCAGCUGUUGUUCCUCAGGGGUGGCCUGUGGAAGCUCCAAACCCUCCACAUUCAGAAUCCUUCAUUUCCCCUGAGGCCAUUACACAGCCUCUGCAGCCUACAGCAGAGCCUGCUAAGGAGGUAGAAAUGGCAUCAGCAGAAGAGAGAGCACCAGCAAAAGCAAUGGAAAUGAUGAUGGGACUGAAGGCUGCUAACAUGGCACCAUCUCGAGAAUCAGAGAUGGUCCUGGCCAAGGAUGUGGCGCCAGCCACAGAAACAGAGUUGGCAUUGGCUAAAGACACGGAACCACCUACCGAACCAGAUGUGGCCCUGGCCAAGGACAUGGAAUCAUCCAUCGAACCAGAUAUGGCGUUAGUCAAGGACGUGGUACUACCCCUAGAAACAGAGGCAACCCCAGUUAAGGACAAUGUAUUGCCCACAGAAACAGAUGUGUCUUUGGCCAAGGACGUGGUACUGCCCACAGAAACAGAGGUAACCCCAUCCAAGGACAUACUACUAUUCAAAGAAACAGAGAGGACACCACCUGUAAAAAUGGAUUUGGCCCCAACUGAGGGCAUGGUACCACCUACAGACCGAGAGGUGGCCCCACCCAAGGGUGUAGCAUCACUUUCAGAAAUAGAGGUGCCACUGGAUGAGGAUGUUGUGUCAUCCACAGAAAUAUCCUUAGCCAAGGAGGUAGCCCUGUCCUCAGAAACAGAGGAGGCCCUGACUGGGGAUAUGGUACUACCCCCAGAAACAGAGGUGGCCCUAGUCAAGAACAUGGCUGCACCUCCAGAAACAGAAGUCACCCCAAUCAAGGACAUGGCUCCACCCCCAGAAGUAGAGAUGGCCCUGAGCAAGGACGUGGCUCCACCUCAAGAAACAGAGGUGGCCCUGGGCAAGGACAUGGUUUCAUCUCCAGAAACAGAGGUGGCCCUGGGCAAGGACAUGGUUUCAUCUCCAGAAACAGAGAUGGCCCUGGGCAAGAAUGUGGCUCUACCCCUACAAACGGAGGUGACCCUGGCCAACAAUGUGGCUCCAGCCAAGGAUGUUGCAGCAUCCUCAGAAGCAGAGGUGGCACCAGUUCCUGUUAAGGACAUGGAAACUGCACGGACACAGGAAGAAACAAGUGAGGAUUCCCAGUUAGAAUCUCUCCAGGAUGAAGGACAGUCAGCUGUACCUCCUCUCAUGAUUUCAGCAGAAGCAGUCACAGCCAUGGGCCAAAAGCACAACUUGCCAACAGAUGAGGAUUCUGUGUCAGAGGAACUAGAGCAAAAGAAACCGUUCAGUAGUCAACCUUCUGAACUUCCUUCAGAGACCUCAGGAAUAGCCAAACUAGAAGAAGGACGGCUUACUGGGAGUGUGACCGGAAAUGACAUCACCGCCCCUCCAAACAAGGAGCUCCCACCAAGCCCAGAGAAGAAAACAAAGCCUUUGGCCACCACUCAACCUGCAAAGACUUCAACAUCGAAAGCCAAAACACAGCCCACUUCUCUCCCUAAGCAGCCAGCUCCCACCACCUUUGGUGGGUCGAAUAAAAAACCCAUGAGCCUUGCUUCAGGCUCAGCACCGGCUGCCCCACCCAAACGCCCAGCUGCUGCCACUGCCAGGCCUUCCACCUUACCUUCAAAAGACGGGAAGCCCAAGCUUGUUGCAGAGGCAAAGAUUCCUGAGAAGCGGGCCUCGCCAUCCAAGCUGGUCUCUGCCCUGGCCGGUAGGCCUGGCUCCAAGAGCACCCAGACUGUUCCAAAAGCCACAGCAGCUGCCACUCUUGCCUCAGCUGGGCCAAGCAGUAGGAGCCCCUCUACACCCCUGCCCAAGAGGCCCGCUGCGGUCAAGACUGAGGGGAAACCUGCAGACAUCAAGAAGAUGGCUACAAAGUCUGCACCAGCUGACGCGAGUCGCCCAAAGAGCACCUCCACCAGUUCCGUGAAGAAAAGCGCUGCCAUCCCUGGGGCGGCACCCCCAGCAGGGGUGACUCCCAGCCGUGUCAAGCCCACAGCCACACCUCCCCGGCCCUCUGGGACUCCUUCCGUGGACAAGAAGCCCACGUCAGCCAAGCCCAGCUCCUCUGCCCCAAGGCUGGGCCGCGUGGCUACCAAUGCUUCUGCCCCUGAUCUGAAGAAUGUCCGUUCCAAGGUUGGCUCCACCGAAAACAUCAAGCACCAGCCUGGAGGAGGCCGGGCCAAAGUAGAGAAAAAAACAGAGGCAGCUGCUCCAGCUCGAAAGCCUGAACCUAACGCAGUCACUAAGGCAGCCGGCCCAAUUGGCAGUGCACAGAAACCGCCUGCUGGGAAAGUUCAGAUUCAGAAUAAGAAGGUGGACAUCUCUAAGGUCUCCUCCAAGUGUGGGUCCAAGGCUAACAUUAAGCACAAGCCUGGUGGAGGAGAUGUCAAGAUCGAAAGUCAGAAGCUGAACUUCAAGGAGAAGGCCCAGGCGAAGGUGGGAUCCCUUGAUAACGUGGGCCACCUGCCCGCAGGAGGUGCCGUGAAGACUGAGGGCGGUGGCAGCGAGGCCCCUCCGUGUCCGGGCCCCCCAGCUGGGGAGGAGCCGGCCGUCCCUGAGGCAGCGCCUGAAGCUGGCGCCCCCACUUCAGCCAGUGGCCUCAGUGGCCACACCACCCUGGCAGGGGGUGGUGACCAAAGGGAGGCCCAGACCUUGGACAGCCAGAUCCAGGAGACAAGUAAGUGGCUGGGCUCGGCCUAAGGGCCAGCCAGGGGCCCUGCCACUGGCUGCAGAUUGAAACUCCUUUGUUUUCUGACCGGAGUGUGGCCUGAAUUUUAACGAAGCAACCUUUUAUUUUCCAGGCAUCUAAUGAUGACAUUCUGGUCUCGUCUUCUGUUCCCCGUGUUCCCCUUCUUGUCUCCCCCGUCACCCUCUCCCUUCCCUCCUCCUGUGUCACUGCAGAUUGAGACCUACAGGCUGACGUUCCGGGCAAAUGCCAGGGCCCGCACCGACCAUGGGGCCGACAUUGUCUCCCGCCCCCCUC
Molecule: messenger RNA, 3748 nt
Organism: Lipotes vexillifer (Yangtze River dolphin)
Lineage: Eukaryota; Metazoa; Chordata; Mammalia; Artiodactyla; Lipotidae
Gene: MAP4
Product: microtubule associated protein 4
Exons: 16
Coding region: 148-3465 (1105 amino acids)
Biological process (GO): neuron projection development; microtubule cytoskeleton organization
Cellular component (GO): neuron projection
Molecular function (GO): microtubule binding
Source: RefSeq, a predicted model, not a curated record